AUGACCUUCCUGUUUUGCAAGUGGUUGAUAGCCACCAAUAUCGUCACUCGACGUAGGAGAAUAUCAGAUUCAGAGGAAGAGGUAGCUCCACGGCAAGCAACAGAAGUGACCUGUGAAGCUGUGAUGUCGCCCCGAGGAAAAGAAGCUGCUGAAUCCUCGAGAAAAGGAAAGGAACCGGCCUGCCCAACCGACAGUGAAGAAGAGUUUGAUAGUGAAGAAAUUGAAACUUCUGAGGGGACGGGUGAGGCUGAUUCAAGUUCUGAGGAAGCAGCUGGCCUCCCCGAUUCCUUCUUUGAGAGGGGACUUGUGCGCCCAUCUGCUGCGCCUGCCCAACCACAGGAUGCUCCAAAAAAAAGAAGAGAGAGAGUAGUCAUGACCCAUCCCAACCGGAUGACGGUAGAGGUCCUCAGCGGAGAUGAAGAGGAUACAGUGCCUCUUGCUCAUAGGCAAAGAUCUCAAUCUUCCACUCAGGCUCAAACUCAGAUUCCUCCCGGAACUGAAUUACGCACCAAACGUCGUCACGAAGGUUCUGAAGCACGUCCACCGAAGAGACAAAAAAAUGUUGUCUCUAAGCCACGCGUUCAUCUUCCUGUUCUAGAGGAGACGUCUGGUCGUAGUGCUUCUUCUGAUGUUGUCUCUAAGCCACGCGUUCAUCUUCCUGUUCUAGAGGAGACGUCUGGUCGUAGUGCUUCUUCUGAUGAACAAGGGAGUCAAGAAGAGGGAGAAAAUCGAGUUGAAGCUGUUUCUCCUGGUGGUAUGGAGACUGAGGAAACCAGCUUCGUCCAACAAAUGCAGGACGCUCUGAAGGAAGGACCAGCUAGCGUUCCACCAAUCUCUGACAUUGAUCCAUUAGCUUCAAACACAGUUAAACUAAAAGAAGCGGGUGCAAGUAGUGGAGCUCUCGACUCUGUCCCCGUCAACGAAGGACCAGUCAUUAGAACUGAUACAGCUAUAAUCACUGGGACGUCUGAUACAUCGGAGGGUCGUGACCUCGUGCCAUGGGUGGGAACUGAGUUUGAUUUGCAAUCAUCAGUUCUCGAAUCUCAACCUGCUACUCCUAUGGACCCCAUGAUGAUAGAAGUCACCGUCACUCCCCAAAUUAGUCCGGUUGCAACAAAAGCGAGACCAACUGAAGAAGUUGGUACGUCGGCCGAUGUUGUGCCUAGAGUUGAAUCCCCUCUUAAGGAGCCUAUUAACUUGGACCCGAAGUUCUCUGAAGUUGAGAUUGAAAAAUCUUCUGACGUAGCAGGUACGUCAAAGGCUGUCAGUCCUGAACCAACUUUGGCUGUUCAGGAGGCCGGACUACCACUAUUGGGUGAACAAAGUCAUGCUGAAGGCUCUUCUGUUAAAUUUGCUCCUCCUUCAUCAUUAUCAGACCGCAUACAAGCAUUAUUGGCGGACGAAGACCCCGAUAAAGCUGUCAUUUGUUCUGAUCUCCAAGGCUUUGUCCAUUUUUUGAAUACCAUGAUCGAUCGCAUUCUCUUCAUAGGGUCACCUUUUGAGAAUUUUAAAAGACCUCUUGAUCACUACAUAUCGGAAAUUAGAGAGGAAGGAUAUGGUGAGUUAGCCGAUUUGCUCAGUGCUUAUUUGGUCGACUUGAGGCAACAUGUUGAACUUCUGAAGGAUUUCCGCACCAAAGGCGUACCCUCCUAUAUCGCUUCUCAAAUGGACUCCAGGUUGCAAGUGUGGCGCGAUUCUCAAACAUCUGCUAACUCUGAACUCCAAAAGCUAAGAGCCCGCAGUAAUCAACUUAGGGUGAGUGUUGGCAGAAAAACACAAGCCAAGGUCAAUCGGUAUCGGGACUUAGAGUCGAGUCAGGCUGAGAUAGCUCGCUUGGAAGAACAACUUGCAAAGGCCAAUGAUGCUCACGAAAUUUUGGAGUCCGAUUUGGCAAAAAUAACUCAAGCUGAAGAAAGCUUAUUUCAGCAACUGAAUAUUCAGGAUCAGAUACUUGCUGAGAAGGAGCGAGAGGUCGCCGAACUUCAGAGUGUUGAUGAAGAAGCUUUCAAAGUUAAAUUGACGGCUAAGCUUGAACAUGCUUAUGCGUUAGAGCUUUCAAAACUUGAAGAUCAGAUUAAUACUCUGGAGGCUGGUGCAUAUAAUUUGCGUGUAAUUGACAUGCUUGACAUCGUUGGGCAUACUCAGCUGCGUCCUUUAUCAUAG
Messenger RNA from Asparagus officinalis (garden asparagus), 2163 nucleotides. RefSeq lists its product as uncharacterized. The transcript has 7 exons. The coding region runs from base 1 to 2163 and encodes 720 amino acids. The record is from RefSeq and is a predicted model, not a curated record. Lineage: Eukaryota; Viridiplantae; Streptophyta; Magnoliopsida; Asparagales; Asparagaceae.